Molecule: messenger RNA, 207 nt
Organism: Dentiscutata erythropus
Lineage: Eukaryota; Fungi; Glomeromycota; Glomeromycetes; Diversisporales; Gigasporaceae
Source: the annotation of a GenBank genome assembly
GAUGAGCAAGGAACACGAGCGAGAAACAUACCGAUUAUUAUGUUGGAUCAUCCUAUACCUUUUCGUGACAAUGUUCGUGAUGACAUUCUCUGUGCGAGUCAAGAGAUGGAACCUGAUGUUAAUAAUCGCUGUAUCAUUUUACACCGUUCAAUUAUAUGCAGACUUUCUCGUGAUAAUGAGAAUUCAUUAGUCGACAAACACUUGUGA